Molecule: messenger RNA, 1293 nt
Organism: Brassica oleracea var. oleracea
Lineage: Eukaryota; Viridiplantae; Streptophyta; Magnoliopsida; Brassicales; Brassicaceae
Exons: 2
Coding region: 1-1293 (430 amino acids)
Source: RefSeq, a predicted model, not a curated record
AUGCCAUCACAAUGGGGUAUGGAAGAUCGCAUUACGGCCAAUGACUUGGGCAAUGGGAAGUUUCUUCUCAAUUUUACUUCGAAAGAGGAUUUCAACUCUGUUCUUCGACAGGGUCCCUUUCUUUUCAACUUUUGUAAGUUUGUGCUGGUGCAAUGGGAACCCAUUGUUCAUGAUGAUUACCCGUGGAUCGUCCCUUUUAUGGUUCAAGUGAUUGGUAUACCUUUGCAUCUUUGGACGGAUAAAAAUCUUAGAAAAAUUGGUACAAGAUUAGGCCAUGUUCAUGUUGAUACUUUGGAAGUAGCUGAGGGCCGUAUGCUCGUUGAUGUGGAUUCUCGAAGGCCUCUCAAAUUCUCAAGGAAAGUGGAGUCGAAGGAUGGAGAUGAGGUCACUAUCGAGAUCAAGUAUGAGAAGCUAUUUAAACACUGCUCUACAUGUGGUAUGCUUACACAUGAAAAGGAUCAUUGUCCUUCUUUGGAUGUGCGGUCGCGACUUCAGCCUCAAACAGAGCGUCCUGGUAUCUUUAAGAGGAUGCAAGCUCCACAGGAUAUGGCUCAGCGCCAUAACUUUCACAGCGAGCAGCGGCCAAAUGCACACGAGCGCCAACCUUACGGUCCUUAUGACCGUAAUCAGAAGCAGACUUGGCGGGAGAAAGCUGAGACUACUAAGCGUCUAGGUACAACGUCACAACCCUCAGCGUCAUCAGCAACAAGCUAUUGUCAGAUUGUUCCAUAUGAACAAUCUUCUGGCACAAGUAACAAUGGUUUACAUGGGAUGACUGAGCAUCAAAGUGCGAGGUCGGGAGAGGGUAACAGCGCUAGAGGCGCUAAGAGAUUGGCUAGUACUAUUGUAACGCCAUCCCGUAUUGACCAUGACAUGGAGGAGAAUGUCACAAAGUGGGAAAAAGAGCUUACUCGUUCUCUCUCUUUCACGACCCUUAGUGACCACGAACCGGUAACCGUUGCUGGAGACAAUCAGAUUAUUGGUGCUCUGAAUGAUAUGGAUAUCGAGGAUAAUCAGGAUGAUGGAAUGAUGGAGUGUGAAGUGCUAGAUGAGGAUUUACUUGGUAUAGACCUCAAAGAGAUGGAAGAGAGUGAGGCGCAGCAGGCUGUGAGCAUGGAAACGACGGGGCCUGCGACCUCAGAGCCUAAUACUAAAGUGUUGAAGAGCAGUCGGCAAGGUACUAAAGCGAAUGUCCCAUUGGGCCUUCAGAGCAAAAAAAUUGAGAUUCUUCGUCAGGGAUCUCCUCGAAAGUCUUUCUCUUCGUCUCAAGGAGCUCAUAUGGCUAGAGACUAG